Messenger RNA from Monopterus albus (swamp eel), 2606 nucleotides. It is a transcript of the gene ghrhrl, whose product is annotated as growth hormone releasing hormone receptor, like. Gene Ontology annotation, cellular component: plasma membrane. The coding region runs from base 405 to 1649 and encodes 414 amino acids. Gene Ontology annotation, molecular function: G protein-coupled peptide receptor activity; growth factor binding; peptide hormone binding. Gene Ontology annotation, biological process: cell surface receptor signaling pathway; positive regulation of cell population proliferation; adenylate cyclase-activating G protein-coupled receptor signaling pathway. The transcript has 13 exons. Lineage: Eukaryota; Metazoa; Chordata; Actinopteri; Synbranchiformes; Synbranchidae. The record is from RefSeq and is a predicted model, not a curated record.
CAAGCAAACACAAGGGUACAUUUUCAACUUGAAACGAGUUAACGCAACAGCUGCUCAGUUAUAAAGCAAAUCUGAGUUUUGUCUUCGAUAGGCUGUAGAGAGAAACGUGCGUUCACAACAGUGGAACACAUGGUUAGACAUUAAGUUCUCCAUAAUGGUAUUGGUGGCAGUUCUGUGCUUGGCUACGGAGAUAUGAGAAGAAUCAGUUAUCCACUGGUCGCUUAGGCGUGAGACUUUUAUUGUGGAAAUAUGUAGCCUACCGGAAUUUCUAUAUUGCUUCAUAUUUGGCCAGUGCUUUCUUUCCACCUGGGAAGCGAGUGGCGCUCUGCGCACAGACCUACUAGAGUGCGCUUGCGGUCUCAUUGAUGAAAGCGCCACUUGGACCGAGCGGACACUGAACCAACAUGUCCUGUCUCCGCAUCAGAUGGAUUUGUCUCACUCUGUGUUUAGCACCAACUGUUUUAGCGAGCCUGCACCCUGAAUGUGAGUACAUAUUUCAGUUGCAGAAAGAGGAGCAUCACUGUCUUCAGUACAUUGCAGAGCAGGCCAAUAGAAUCAAUGAAGGUUGUCAGCCAUUCUGGGAUGCAGUCACCUGCUGGCCUCCUGCAGCUGUUGGGGAAACAGUUCACAAAGCUUGUCCUGCAGUGUUCUCUCUCUUCAAAAACAGCACAGGCUCAGUGAGCCGUAACUGCACCAGUGGAGGCUGGUCCAGUCCCUUCCCAGCAUACCACUCCGCUUGCAGUGUGGAUGAUGACAUUCCUGAGACAGAGCAGUCAUACUUUGCCACUGUGAAGCUCAUAUACACCAUUGGCUACAGCAUUUCUCUAGCAGUACUGGCCGUUGCUGUUCUGAUCCUGUUGUUCUUCAGGAGGCUACAUUGUGCCAGGAACUUCAUUCAUAUCCAGCUCUUCAUUACGUUUAUCCUGAAGGCUGUGGGGGUGUUCAUAAGGGACACUACUCUGUUCUCAAGUGACGACACAAACCACUGUACCCUUUCCACAUUUGCUUGUAAGGCCUCUGUGGUCUUCUCUCACUAUUGUGUAAUGACAAAUUUUUUCUGGCUCCUGGUGGAGGCACUCUACCUCAAUUCCCUGCUGCUUUCGGCCUAUCAUAGCCGUAGAUGCCUCUGGAGUUUCAGCCUGCUGGGAUGGGGUGUUCCUGUGCUGUUCAUCACCCUGUGGAUUGGAUCCAGGGUGUAUUUUGAGGACACAGAAUGCUGGGACAUCAACGAGGACUCACCCUAUUGGUGGAUCAUCAAAGGACCAAUUACUGUGUCUAUAACGGUCAAUUUUAUGCUCUUCAUGAACAUCAUCAGAAUCCUAAUACAGAAGCUGAAUUCUCGGCUAAUCCAGUUCAAUACCUCCUCUCAGUACAGACGCCUGACUAAGUCCACUCUCCUGCUCAUCCCUUUGUUUGGUACGCACUACAUGUUCUUCAAUUUUCUGCCCAACUACUUCAAUGUUAACCUGCGCUUCUGUAUUGAGCUCUGCUUGGGAUCCUUCCAGGGGCUCCUUGUGGCAAUUCUCUAUUGCUUUCUCAAUCAAGAGGUCCAGAAAGAGGUCCACAUGCAGUGGCUGAGGUGGCAGGAGAUAAGUUAUGGGGUGGUGCCACCUGCUGCAAAGGGCAGCCAGAUGGACACACCCUUCUAGAGUGACCUGCUGUGCCAUCACCUUCUUCCUGUACAACUUCACUGUACUUUCACAGAGGAUUCCCUCUGUGCAUGUCAUUGUCUCUAAUGGUCCAUAGUACGCACAAUACCAGAGGCCAGAACCGAGAAACUGAGGUGAACUUUGCCAUAGAGAAUGUUUCGGAAAUCCCAUGAUUCUUUAUAAACAUAUCGCAACACAUCUUCUGUCAUAUGCAUUUGUAAAAUUAAAGAAUGAUCCUUUUACUGAGCUUGAAACUUUGCCUGACAACCAUCAAGUAGCAAUGACUCAUUGGAUAUUGGAUUUAACCAGCAUAUCUACAUAUUAUCUUGUCCGUGUGUCAAAGAUAUGCUUGUAAAUAUCAGUGGACACUAUGUAGAUGCUCAAGUAAAAUAAAGUACAGUAAGUUUAAGUUAGUGCUGUUCUGAAAGUUGUAGCCAAGUGACGCACUGAGGAUUCACCACUCAGCUAACUCACAUAAAGGCUGGAGUGUAUUAUGACUUUCAUAAUAUUAAUUUGUGUUAUACAAUUAUAUUCCUUUAUAGUCAAAUUAUCUCAGACUGUGGGAAGUGCUGAUUGAUCAUUACAAAUUGUUCAGCAUAUGUGUUACGUUGUUUGUGCUUUUUGUGGUCUUUGUAUUUAUUGAACUUAAUGGUUCAGUGGUGGGUUGGAAUUAAAACUGCAGCACUGGUCCUCACUUGUAAAAACCUCUCACUGUAUAUUGUAAAGGAUAAAUUCAGUGUAGUGUGUUGUGUUUUGUCAGCUCUACUAAUAGAAAGGAAAUCUCCACUGCCAGCUCAUAUUCAGAACAGGGCUGGAAAACAUGGGAAAGAUAAACUAUUGUAAUAAGUUUAAAUAUCUAAAAAUUAAAAUGUAGCCGUGCUUUCAGUGCUUUAAACUACAUUGUGAUAUAAAGAAUGGAAAAUUGGAGAUAUUUUAACCAUAAUUACCAAAAUUGUA